GCAGUCCCAAUUCUCUUUUGCGUAUCAAAGCAAAGCAAUCUGAUAUGGCUUCGUCUUCUUCCUCUACUCCAUCUUCUCAAUCUCCAAAGAAAUAUGAUGUUUUUAUUAGCUUUAGAGGUGAGGACACCCGCUUCAAUUUCACUAGCCACCUUCAUGAAGCACUUCGUAGAAACCAUGUAGAUACAUACAUCGACUACAGACUUGAGAAAGGAGAUGAGGUAUGGCCAUCUCUUGAGAAAGCCAUCGAAGAUUCAACUCUCUUCCUUGUGAUCUUCUCAAAAAACUAUGCAUCUUCCACGUGGACCUUGAAGGAGCUUUCAAAAAUAUUAGACUGCUCCAAAAAUCAAGGUCACCAGCUUGUUAUGCCAGUGUUCUAUAGAGUAGAUCCUUCACAUGUGAGGAAGCAGUCUGGGAGUUACCAGAAAGCAUUUGAAGAACAUGAGCUUAAAAGCAUCAACAACCAACAUCUACACAUGUGGAGGAAGGCUCUCACUCAUGCUGCCAAUUUAUCUGGUUGGCAUUGUAGCUUCGAUAGGGAUGAAGCGGAGCUAAUUAAAGAAAUAGUGAAAUGUGUUAUACACAAGUUAGGCUGUAAUUAUCAAAGUGAAGAUUAUCUAAAAGAUUUGAUCGGAAUUCAGAAAAGAAUGGCAGAUGUAGAAUCAUUGUUAGAAAAAGAUUCAAAUGAUGAUGUGCGAUUUAUUGGCAUUUGGGCUAUGGGUGGUAUGGGCAAAACGACUCUUGCAAAAGCAUUGUUUAGCAAAUUGCGUUUUGGAUAUGAAGGGUCUUACUUUUUGGCUAAUGUAAGGGAAGAAUCAAAGAAAUGUGGAAUAGAUGCUCUGAGGGAAAAGCUCAUUUUGAAGUUAUUAGGGGAUAAAGAAUCUCACAUUGACAUGGUUGAUGGUGCAAUAUCUUCUUAUGCCAUGAGGAGACUUAGCCGCAAAAAAAGUUUCGUUGUUCUUGAUGAUGUUGAUGAUCUUGAACAAUUAGAAAAAUUAGCAGGAAAACAUGAUUGGUUUGGACCAGGUAGUAAAAUAUUGAUAACAACCAGAGAUAAGCAAGUUUUUGGUAAGGAAGUAGAUGAUAUAUAUCAGCUUGAGGCUUUGAAUUCUGAUGAGGCUUUUCAACUUUUCUCCUUAAAUGCCUUCAAAAAACACUAUGAUGGUGAUCCAAAGAUACGAGAGCUGGUAGAAAAAAUUACUCACUAUGGAGGUGGAAAUCCAUUGGCCUUAAAAGUUUUAGGUUCCUUUUUGUAUGGCAAAAAUCAAGAAGCAUGGCAGAGCCAAUUGGAAAAGCUUACAAAAUUACCUUGUCCAAAAAUUAAUGAUAUCCUCAAAUUGAGUCUUGAAGAACUUGAUUCUGAAGAGAAAAUUUCUUGUUUUGAUAGAAAUUUGGAUUAUCAGUUCAGGAACAAGUUAAACUUUCCCUGUGGUAUAGAGUUUUUACCAAAAAAUCUCAGACUCUUGCAUUGGGUGGGAUACCCUUUAAAGGCCUUGCCAGCAAAAUUCGAGAUUGAAAAUCUUGUUCAAAUUAUAAUGCCUCAUAGCAAUUUGACAAAACUUUGGGAUGGAGUGCAGAAUCUCGUGAAUUUACGUGGAAUUAACCUCCAUGGAUCAAAAGACUUGAUUGAGCUCCCAAAUUUUUCCAAGGCAAUACAUCUUGCAGAAGUGAAUCUCAAUGAUUGUUCAAAAUUGCAGGGUGUUCAUCCAUCUAUUUUAUCCCUCAAUAGUCUUUGUUAUUUAAGACUAAGAGGUUGUGAAGCCCUUACCAACCUUACAAGCAAUACCCAUCUCCAAUCACUAGAGUAUCUGGACCUAACAGAAUGCUCAAGAUUGAACAAAUUUUCAGUGACCUCAGAAAACAGUGGGUUUGAAUUGAUACUUUCGGGAACGGCCAUCAAUGACGAGUUGUGCUCAUCAAGUGGACGUCUCAGCAAAAUUGGUUCAUUGUUUCUAGACGAAUGCAAAAGUGUGAAAAGUCUUCCCUACAAAUUGGUUGACUUGCGCAACCUCGGACGUCUUGAUGCUAACGGAUGUAAUAAGGUAGCAUCAAAUCUACUUUCCAUAUUUGAUGAGAUGCGUGCUUUGGAAGUUCUAUAUCUAAAUGAUUGUAGUGAAUCAUUUGAAGUUCCUGAUAACAUCAGCUUGUUAUCGUCAUUGCGUACGUUAAGUUUGUCAAGGAGUAAUAUAGAGACAUUGCCUUCAAGCAUCAAACACCUUUCGAGCCUGAAAGAACUUAACGUAAAUAGAUGCGAAAGGCUUCGGUCCCUACCAGAACUACCUCCCUCUAUCUUAGACCUAUCUGCCAGGGACUGCCUAUCCCUUGUGUCCCUACAGUUACCUUUAAUGAGAGAAGAUGGAGAACAAAAAGAAGAUCAAACAAAACUGUGCUUUGCUUUCACUAGUUGCAUGAAGUUGGAUCAACAAUCAAUCAAAGCUUGCGAGGCAAAAGUGGUACACGAGAUAAGUAAAGCCACUUGUUGCGGGGCUUAUGUGGAAUAUCCAGGAGAAAGAGUUCCAGAUUGGUUCAUGUAUAGGUCUAUACGGUCAUCUGUCAUAACUGUGGAUCUCCGUUCUAUUCCACAACCUUGGGAUGGCUGUUUCAUUUUCUGCGUCGUCAUUUUGAAGUCACCACCGAUGGCAGCAGUUGACGCCAAAUGCUUUAUUGAUGGUCAAUAUGCUUGCACGUAUGAAGGUGGGUUUAUCUAUGAUCCUCUAUUGUCAGAUCAUGUUGUCAUUUGGUACGACGCAUGUUCUUGUGGAGAACUACAAAGAAAAAUUGAAGAGAAGAAAAGGGAUGCUCACAGCGACACUUAUAUCCCAUUGCUUCAAAUUCAAUUCACAGUUGCUGCAUUAAUAAGAGGAGAGAUCAAAGAGUGUGGGGUAUGUCCCACAUCAGCACUACUUGAAUAUCAAAAUUACAUUCAACAAAUUCGAUUGCCAUUGCAUCCACAUCCUAGCUCUGAUACAAUGCAAACGCCGUCUCGAAAGCGCAAAUAUCACAGCUUACUUCGUUGAAUUUGAAUAAAUGAUUUUCAGUUUUGAAUGAUCUGCCCUUGAUACGUUACUCUUUCCGUUGUACUGGCGUACAUACAAUUAACUGAAGACUCCUCUUUGAUUGAGAUUUAAUUCUAUUCUUGAGGAGUCCAAA
This is a messenger RNA of Neltuma alba, 3147 nucleotides long. RefSeq names its product disease resistance-like protein DSC1. Bases 45 to 3014 code for a protein of 989 amino acids. The record is from RefSeq and is a predicted model, not a curated record. Gene Ontology annotation, biological process: defense response; signal transduction. Gene Ontology annotation, molecular function: ADP binding. The transcript is spliced from 4 exons. NCBI's taxonomy places the organism in Eukaryota, Viridiplantae, Streptophyta, Magnoliopsida, Fabales, Fabaceae.